AUGGCACCUCACAAAGGGAAGGAAAAGAAAGAAGAGCAGGUCAUCAGCCUUGGACCUCAGGUUGCAAAGGUAGAGAAUGUGUUUGGUGUCUGCCAUGUCUUUGCUUCCUUCAGUGACACCUUUGUCCAUGUGACUGAUCUCUGUGGAAAAGAAAGCAUCUGCCGAGUGACUGGUAGAAUGAAGGUCAAGGCUGACAGAGACAAAUCUCCCUAUGCUGCUAUGUUGGCCGCUCAGGAUGUUGCCCAGAGAUGUAAAGAACUAGGCAUCACUGCCCUUCACAUCGAACUUUGGGCCACAGAAGGAAAUAAGACUAAGACACCUGGCCCUGGGGCACAGCCAGCCCUGAGAACCCUGGCACAUUCUGGAAUGAAGAUCGGGCCGAUUGAGGAUGUCACUCCAAUCCCCUCUGACAGCACUUGCAGAAAGGGUGGUUACCAAGGUCGCCAUCUGUGA
This is a messenger RNA of Dromiciops gliroides (monito del monte), 453 nucleotides long. RefSeq names its product 40S ribosomal protein S14-like. The transcript has a single exon. Gene Ontology annotation, biological process: ribosomal small subunit assembly; translation; maturation of SSU-rRNA from tricistronic rRNA transcript (SSU-rRNA, 5.8S rRNA, LSU-rRNA). Lineage: Eukaryota; Metazoa; Chordata; Mammalia; Microbiotheria; Microbiotheriidae. The coding region runs from base 1 to 453 and encodes 150 amino acids. Gene Ontology annotation, molecular function: small ribosomal subunit rRNA binding; structural constituent of ribosome; mRNA 5'-UTR binding. Gene Ontology annotation, cellular component: cytosolic small ribosomal subunit; ribosome. The record is from RefSeq and is a predicted model, not a curated record.